Synchiropus splendidus (mandarinfish) is the source of this 659-nucleotide messenger RNA. It is a transcript of the gene pole4, whose product is annotated as polymerase (DNA-directed), epsilon 4, accessory subunit. NCBI's taxonomy places the organism in Eukaryota, Metazoa, Chordata, Actinopteri, Syngnathiformes, Callionymidae. The transcript is spliced from 4 exons. The coding region runs from base 92 to 490 and encodes 132 amino acids. Gene Ontology annotation, cellular component: epsilon DNA polymerase complex; nucleus. Gene Ontology annotation, molecular function: protein heterodimerization activity. The record is from RefSeq and is a predicted model, not a curated record.
GCACAUGCUGGCGGGCCGUUGUUGACAGCGGACGCUCUGAUAUGUAGUGGACUGAACACACACUUGUCUUAGGAACUUGAGAAGUAAAAGUAUGGCAGCGACGGUCGCGACACCAGUCAACCCCACCGAGCUGGAGUCUGACCUGUGCGGGAGUGAGGAGGAGAAGCACGCUGCCGGACCCGGGGAGGAGAGCAGCCCGCAGCAGAUGACGGGCCCCGCCGCCGCUGCUGCCGCCACCCACGGCCGCCUGUCCAAACUCCCGCUGGCCCGCAUCAAGGCGCUGAUGAAGACCGAUCCAGAUGUGUCGCUCGCGAGCCAGGAGUCCGUGUUCAUCAUCGCUAAAGCAACGGAGCUGUUUGUGGAGAUGAUUGCCAAAGAUGCCUUGGUGUACGCGCAGCAGGGCAAGAGGAAAACCUUGCAGAGAAAAGAUUUGGAUAAUGCAAUUGAGGCCAUAGAUGAGUUUGCUUUUCUUGAAGGGACACUGGAUUAAACUCUUCAGGAGCUGCAAACCAAAAAAAAUGCAACUGCCGGACUGUUUCUUUUCUGUGGGGACGUUUUUUAGUUAAACAUUUGAUUGAGUUUUUGUAAUGUUCUACAAAGCAUGGAAACAUGAGUGGUGAUUUGUACAUUGGUCUGUAAAUAUUUCUUUAGUGCUGCUU